CCCGGCCCGCGGGCAUUCCACCACCAUCCCGUGCUCUCCUCCCCGCGGCGGCGGCGUGGGCACCGGCUCCGGCUACUCCUAUCCUCCCAAUCCCUGCUGCCCGCGCGCUCGCCCUCUCCUCGCCGCCACGAUGCGGUUUGACCUGGAUGGCAUGCCGGUGCACUUCCCGUACGCCGCGAUCUACCCGGAGCAGCACGCGUACAUGGGGGAGCUCAAGCGCGCCCUCGACGCGCGGGGGCACGCGCUGCUCGAGAUGCCCACGGGCACCGGCAAGACGGCGGCGCUGAUCUCCCUCAUCACCUCCUACUCCCUCGCCAACCCGUCCCGCCCGCUCCGCCUCAUCUACUGCACGCGCACCGUGCACGAGAUGGAGAAGACCCUCGCCGAGCUCCGCCUCCUCUUCGGCCACCUGCCCCCUGCCGCCUCCCGCUCCCUCCUCGCACUCGGCCUCUCCUCCCGCAAGAACCUCUGCGUCCACCCGCAGGCGUCCGCCGCCGCUGCCCGGGACUCCGUCGACACCGCGUGCCGCCGCCUCACGGCAUCCUGGGUCCGCGAGAAGGCUGCGUCCGACCCGGAGUCCACGCCGCUGUGCGAGUUCUACGAGACGUUCGACCGCGCCGCCGCCGGCGGAGACCUCGCCUCCCUCAUGCCGCCCGGGGUGUACACCCUCGCUGACCUUCGCGCGCUGGGUAGGCAGCGGCGGGUCUGCCCCUACUUCCUCGCCAGGCAGAUGGUCAAGUACGCCAAUGUUGUGGUGUAUAGCUACCAGUACCUGCUCGAUCCCAAGGUGGCCAGCAUUGUGUCAAGGGAGAUGCAGAAGGAGUGCGUCAUCGUGUUCGAUGAGGCUCACAACAUCGACAAUGUCUGCAUCGAGGCACUCAGUGUCAGCAUCCGCAAGCAGACGCUAGAAGGUGCUGAGCGGAAUCUGCGGCGUAUCUCACAAGAGAUUGACAGGUUCAAGGCCACUGAUGCCAAUAGGCUUCGUGCUGAGUACAACAGACUGGUGGAUGGGCUGGCACAGAGGGGGAAUCUACCAAUAUCGGAUGCUUGGCUUGCCAAUCCGGCUCUGCCUGAUGACAUUCUGAAGGAAGCUGUUCCUGGAAACAUAAGGAGGGCUGAGCAUUUCCUUGCUGUAUUGCGGCGGCUUGUGAGGUUCCUUGAUGGACGGCUGGAAACAGAAAACGUUGAGAAUGAAAUGCCUGUUUCCUUUGUUGCAUCAAUCCAUUCCCAGGCUGGAAUCGACCAGAAAAUGCUCAGGUUUUGUUAUGACCGGCUACACUCCCUAAUGAUGACAUUAGAGAUAACCGAUACAGAUGAGUUCAUGCACAUUCAGACCAUCUGCGACUUUGCCACAUUGAUUGGAACUUACACACGAGGCUUUUCCAUAAUAAUAGAACCAUAUGAUGAAAGAAUGCCUGACAUUCGUGAUCCUGUGAUUCAGCUGAGCUGCCAUGAUGCUUCACUCGCAAUAAGACCUGUUUUUGAUCGCUUUGAAACAGUGGUGAUCACUUCUGGAACUCUCAGCCCAAUUGAUCUUUAUCCUCGUCUCUUGAAUUUUAAUCCUGUUAUAAGCAGAAGUUUCACAAUGUCCUUAACAAGGGAUUGUAUUUGUCCCAUGGUCUUGACUCGAGGAAGUGAUCAGCUACCUGUGAGUACAAAGUUUGAUAUGCGUAGUGAUCCUGGUGUGGUGAGGAAUUAUGGCCGCCUCUUGCUGGAAAUGGCUUCUGCUGUUCCAGAUGGUAUAGUUUGCUUUUUUGUCAGUUACUCCUAUAUGGAUGGUAUUGUCAACAGCUGGCACGAAAUGGGAAUUCUGCAGGACAUCAUGCAACAUAAAUUAGUAUUCAUCGAAACUCCAGAUGUUGUUGAGACAACUUUGGCUCUUGAUAACUACAGAAAGGCGUGCGACUGUGGAAGAGGUGCUGUUUUCUUCUCUGUUGCCAGGGGCAAAGUUGCUGAAGGUAUCGAUUUUGACCGACACUAUGGCAGACUUGUUAUCAUGUUUGGUGUUCCUUUCCAGUACACACUUAGCCGGAUAUUGCUUGCUAGAUUGGAGUACCUAAGAGAGACUUUUCAGAUAAAAGAGGGCGACUUCCUGACGUUUGAUGCUUUGAGGCAAGCGGCCCAAUGUGUUGGCCGUGUGAUUCGCUCUAAAGCAGACUAUGGGAUGAUGAUAUUUGCUGACAAGAGGUACAGUCGACAUGAUAAACGGUCUAAAUUGCCUGGGUGGAUACUGUCACACUUGCAUGAUGCUCACCUAAACCUGAGCACUGAUAUGGCUCUGCAUAUAGCUCGGGAGUUUCUCCGGAGGAUGGCACAGCCAUACGACAAGACGGGGAGCGGCGGGAAGAAGACGCUCCUGACCGAGGAGGACCUGCAGAAUAUGGCAGAGGACGCCAUGGAGAUGUGAAACCAUGGAUGAUGGUUGAUGGAUGAGAGCCGAGAGGGUUAUAUGUGGUAGAUAACUUACCUGAAGCCACUGUUGUACAAAAAUUUUGUAGCCAAAAAUCUUUUUGUGGUUGAUAGCUUAAUUGAAGUACGGAUUCAAACGUCA
Panicum hallii is the source of this 2551-nucleotide messenger RNA. Its product is annotated as general transcription and DNA repair factor IIH helicase subunit XPD. NCBI's taxonomy places the organism in Eukaryota, Viridiplantae, Streptophyta, Magnoliopsida, Poales, Poaceae. Gene Ontology annotation, cellular component: nucleus. Gene Ontology annotation, molecular function: DNA helicase activity; hydrolase activity, acting on acid anhydrides, in phosphorus-containing anhydrides; ATP binding. Gene Ontology annotation, biological process: transcription by RNA polymerase II; positive regulation of mitotic recombination; nucleotide-excision repair. The coding region runs from base 131 to 2407 and encodes 758 amino acids. The record is from RefSeq and is a predicted model, not a curated record. The transcript has 11 exons.